AUGAGCCCCAAUCAACGACCGCAGCUCGUUCUGCAGCCAUCAGUGAGCACGACGAGGGUGGUGACGACGACGACAACCACUACAACCUACGCACCCAUAACCUUACCUCCGCUUCCACCGCCAUCAUCGCCCAAAGAUCCCAAGAAUUACCCCCUUCUUCAUACUACGUUACCACGGUCACUUCGUCGAUUUCCGUUGGUGUUUCCAGGUGGCGCCCAUGCCACAUUUCGUGACGCUGCAGAGGGAGACGAAGAGAUGCAGGAAGAAGAGGAAAUGGUUGGUGGUAGUGGCUGGCGGAUGCUCCGGCACGAUGAAGAUCAGGAGAAUGUUAAAACCGUAAACCUUACAGAAGCAGUUGAACGGUACGGGAAGAAACGUUCACAUGGCAGUGAUAAUAUGAUGGAAGGAGUCGAAACCACUUCCGAAUUCGAAAUAGGCAACCCCGCUCCUCCUCGAAAGAAAGCAAGAGCUUCGGGCUUGCCGCCUAUAUCCACAGUAAAUGCUGCUGCGCCCCCAUCACCUUUGCCCUCGCCCCAUGGGUCCCCUACUCCCGAAAGCAUUUGGCCGUCAGCUCCCCCUAGUGGGGCAUCCUCACCUCUCCCCCAGGCUCCCCUACAACCCGACUUGUCCCUUACUACUCUGCUUACAUUACCCUCCCUACUUGCGCAUUUCACGAACUUACCCCCUGCCCUCCAAUCACAUCUGCUGCUUACUCUGCUCCGCCAUUCACCACUCCCUGUCCUGCGAACGCUACAUUCAGUGUUAACACCAACUCUCGCGCGCGAUUUCCUUACCCUCCUCCCACCUGAGCUUGUCUCUCAAAUCCUCAGCCAUCUCCCUUUCUCCACACUGGCCCGUGCAUCCCGUGUCUCCAAGGCUUGGAGGGCUAUAAUUGAUUCUGAUCCUGUGUUGUGGCGGGAUCUUCUCCACAGUACGAAGACCUGGUUUGGCCGAGAUUCAGAGCAAGCAUUUGCGAAUGCCGUGUUAGCGCGACGCGCGCGCGAACAUCCUUCGCCAACACUUCACGAUCCGCUUCCGCUUCCCCAUCCUUACAAAAUACUUUUCAAAUCGCGUCACCUCACACGAACCCAUUGGAUAAACAAUAGGGAACCAAAGCAUCUGUCUUUCCCCGCCCACGGCUCAUCCGUUGUUACAUGCCUACUUUUUUCGCACGGCCGAAUCAUCUCCGCCUCCGAUGAUCAUUCCAUCCAUGUCUACUCCCCAGUUACUGGCGAACUUCUGCGCUCUUUAAAGGGUCACCAAGGGGGCGUAUGGGCUCUAGCAGCUAAUAAAGACAUCCUCGUCAGUGGUUCCACUGAUCGAACCGUUCGGAUAUGGGACCUCUCUACUGGUCGAUGUUCUCAUGUUUUCAGUGGUCAUACCAGUACAGUGCGCUGCUUAGCGAUUGUCAAGCCUGAGAUUAUAGACGUAGAGCUGGAGGGUCGAAUAAUGGCCCGGCAGAAGUGGCCGAAGAGGCCGUUAAUAGUCACUGGAAGUCGAGACCAUUCACUCCGAGUGUGGACGCUUCCUCGACCAGACGAACCGGAAUACCAAGGCUUCGGCGUCGAAGAUACCGACGCUGACCCUGGCGAGGAUGCGGACGAGAACCCUUACCAUAGGUUACACCUCGAAGGACACACGCUUGCCGUUAGAGCCCUCGCUGCCCGGGGGCGCACAUUGGUCUCCGGUAGCUACGACUGCACCGUACGCAUUUGGGAUAUUAUCACUGGGGCUUGCAAGUGGGUGCUAGAGGGGCACACACAAAAAGUAUACAGCGUGGUACUGGAUCCCAGCCGUAAUCAGGCUUGUUCAGGAUCCAUGGACGGCACCGUACGCAUCUGGAACUUAGACAACGGAAAUUGCCAACACACCCUGAUCGGGCACACGUCACUUGUCGGCCUUCUAGGUCUCUCUCCUUCCUACCUCGUCUCCGCCGCCGCCGAUUCGACACUACGUAUAUGGGAUCCAGAUUCCGGCGAACUGCGGCACACGUUAGCUGCUCAUACCGGUGCCAUUACUUGCUUCCAACACGAUGAAUUCAAAGUUUUAAGCGGGUCGGAUGGUACAUUGAAAAUGUGGGACAUUCGCGAUGGCACAGUAGUUCGUGACCUCCUUACAGGGAUAACCGGAGUUUGGCAGGUUGUCUUCGAGGGUCGGUGGUGCGUCGCAGCAAGUAAUCGCAGCGACUCUACUGUUUUGGAUGUGUGGGACUUCGGAGAUGACGAAGACAAGGACUGGAUUGGGGAGCCCCCUGGUGGUAUCUAUGACGAAGACUGGCUUAGUGAGGACGAGGACGAUGAACUCGGCCCGCACUUCGUGAAAGAGUUUCUGGACGAUCCGGAGGUAACCGACACCGAAGCCAUGGACCAAGACAUGAUUGCAUCGGAACUGGAUAGUUCGAACGUUGACCCACAGUCUGCGCGCAAUCAAGAACGAAACACCCCCGAACGUUCGGACAUGGAUGAGGAUGUCCCAAUUGUGCCUUCCAGUGCUGCUGUAGGCAUCCCAAGUUGGGCUGCAAAUUCUCAAACCACUCCCCAUCGGCUUGGCCAAAGCAGUCAUUCAACAGCAGGCGGUCCUAACCCGCUCCGUCCAUUCCGAAGGCUUGGCGGACCCAACGACACACAAGGACCGUCAGAGCUUCCUGAUAACAGCGAAACCCCAACUCGGCCCCGAGUACGGACUUACGGUGUUCGUCGGCGUUGA
This is a messenger RNA of Pleurotus ostreatus (oyster mushroom), 2706 nucleotides long. RefSeq names its product SCF ubiquitin ligase complex subunit cdc4. Lineage: Eukaryota; Fungi; Basidiomycota; Agaricomycetes; Agaricales; Pleurotaceae. The transcript has 4 exons. Gene Ontology annotation, molecular function: protein binding. The coding region runs from base 1 to 2706 and encodes 901 amino acids. The record is from RefSeq and is a predicted model, not a curated record.